This is a messenger RNA of Menidia menidia (Atlantic silverside), 351 nucleotides long. The record is from the annotation of a GenBank genome assembly. Lineage: Eukaryota; Metazoa; Chordata; Actinopteri; Atheriniformes; Atherinopsidae.
AUGUAUGCCAACACCAACCGCUACCAUGAGAUGCUCAACAAUGUCAGGGACUUCCUGAAGCUUUACCAGGUUCCCAAAGGCCUGAGCGAGCGGGUCAUGGACUACAUUGUGUCCACCUGGUCCAUGUCAAAGGGCAUUGAUACAGAAAAGGUUUUCAACGAGCAUCCGGCUUUCAGGUUAGCCAGCGAUGGCUGCCUGCGCUCCCUGGCCGUGGAGUUCCAAACCAUCCACUGUGCCCCAGGAGACCUGAUCUUUCACUCAGGUGAAAGUGUGGACACCCUCUGCUUUGUAGUGUCCGGGUCCCUGGAAGUCAUCCAAGAUGACGAAGUAAUCGCCAUCUUAGGUACGUGA